This is a messenger RNA of Neospora caninum, 3945 nucleotides long. RefSeq lists its product as hypothetical. The record is from RefSeq and is a predicted model, not a curated record. Gene Ontology annotation, biological process: regulation of transcription by RNA polymerase II; chromatin remodeling; box C/D snoRNP assembly. Lineage: Eukaryota; Apicomplexa; Conoidasida; Eucoccidiorida; Sarcocystidae. Gene Ontology annotation, molecular function: ATP hydrolysis activity; protein binding; ATP binding. Gene Ontology annotation, cellular component: NuA4 histone acetyltransferase complex; R2TP complex; Ino80 complex. The transcript has 27 exons. Bases 1 to 3945 code for a protein of 1314 amino acids.
AUGAGUCCGUCUUCGGCGGCGCCAGUUCCGGAGGUGGAGCAAAUUCACGGCGCCUCCUCAACGUUGGAGGUUCCGCGGUGUUCCUCCGACCCAGAGGAGACUCGCACGGGUUCGAACAUGGCCCUGUCUCUCGUCUGGAGUUACGGCUUCGAUAAAGACCUUGUCGGGGGCGUACAGAGUCUCGGCGAAGCCGGAUCGGAGCGAAAACCAAUUUUCUUCGUUUCGGGUACGACAGGUGUGAUUUUCACUCAUGACGACGAAGGCAAGAAUUCUCAGACUCUCCUUCAAGGCCAUGUGAACGCCAUCACCGGCGUAGUCGUUUCGAGUGACAAAAAACGGAUUGUCACAGCGGACAGAGGAAAGGACAGUCUCCUGGUUGUCUGGGACAGUGAAACAGCGACUCCAGUCAAAACGAUCUUCCGGCCUCAUCCGACUGGUGUCCAGGCUGUCGACAUAACUCCAGACGGUCGCUUUAUCGUCUCUCUGUCUGCUGCGAUUCCUCGCGAGUUGAUUGUGGAGGCGGGCAACGGGCCGAACCCCGGAAGUAAAGGCGCGACUCACGGCUCGGGGAAAGGCGAGCAGGGAGAGGACGGAGAGACCACAAAGAGUAGCAAAACAGACGGGAGAGAAGGCGGAGCGAACGAGCGAACUGCGACGGACGCGAACGCAAGCACAGCGAGGAGCAGCGAUCGGUCGAGUCUCGAAAGCUCGGAGAGGACGGGAAGAAGCACACAGUCGACCUGGAACGGCCAGAGUGAAUUGGACGCUUCAGACGGGACACGGUCUCCACAAGAUCCACAGGUCUCGAGUGCAAGCAGCCAGGAAAGAGGCAGCUUUGGAAAGCGACAAACCUACCAGAGCGUUGCUGUGUGGGACUGGAGAGAGCCAGGAAACGCCCCCAUUUGCGUGGCAGUGAUUGCAACACCUGACCUGCAGCAUUCGGUGUUGUUUAACAGCACAGAUGUACACGAGAUUCUCACAAAUGGAAAGAGGCGAGUUUUCUUCUGGUUUUGGGAAGAAACGAGUGACUACUUUCACUUCUAUUCUCCUGCACUCCAAGCAAAAGACUUCAAGCAGAAAAUCGGAGAUUUCACGAGAUCUAUUUUCCUCCCAAACUCAACAAAAGCCGCAACAGGCACAGUCGACGGAGACGUCGUCCUCUGGGACUUGAGUCUCAUUGUUGACGGCCUCAGCAGACCAGACGAGCGACGCGCAGUGAGAAUCCUGAAUCUGAACCGCGCAGCAGUGACGUUCCUGUUUGUGCAUGACGAGAACUGGAUUGUUGCUGGCUUCGCCGAUGGCGUCAUUGGCUUCUACGACUUCCAGUUCCGCAUCUCGAGGUGGUUUGACGGCUUCAAUGCAGGCCCGAUAAAUUCGAUUUCAUUCGACUACAUGCCUAGCCGAGGAUAUCUCAAGCUGUGGAACUACCACACUCACCGCUUGAUCGUCAACCACUGGUUUGAAAAGCUUUCCCCGAACGUAGGUGACGGCAAACUCAUGGGCGUUGGUUUUGGAAACGGCCAAGUGAAGAUUUACGGCCUCGAAGAGAGCCUUUUGAGCGAGCUCUGUGGGAGCAGCGAGGAAGCGGUAGAUACCCAGGGCUCCCCUGACGCGAGCGAGGCUGUUCGUCUGGAAAGAGGCGACGGCAAAGCGCCUGCCUCGACCGCGAACGAAGCCGACGAUUCGCUGGCAGAGCCGCCAGGAGGCGAGACCCGCCAAGGAAGAAAUGAUCCAGGCCGCAUUAUGGUGGAGCUCAUGAGCAGUAAGGAAUCAAGGGAGGCUGUGACGCAUAUAUGUUUCAGUGAAGACUGCUGCCACGUCGCCGUGGCCCAAGCCGACCGAUGUAUCUGCCUGUACAAACUCGGCUACCGAAUGGGCGACACAAGUCUGCCGCUCGAGUGGAUAUUCUCAGGUCUAAUCAUCAGCUCUGCUACAGUGAUCGAGCAGCAAGCAGUACCGAAGGGUUGUCUAGCCAUCCAACCAGAGGAGGGGAGCGCCGAUGUGCACGUCCUGGUCUACACCAGCGACUUCAAAAUGAAGAUCUGGAGCGCAAAUUCCCGCUCGUGCAUUCGGACCACUCUCGCUCCGACGCACGGCGGGGUACUGAACAGUGUAGCUGACGUGUCCUAUCGGCACAAAAAAGCUCGCAGGCAGCGAGACUGCAGUCAAGGCGAAGACAAUGGACAGUCUCCUGAGGAAGAAGAGACCGAACAGCAGUUCCUCGUAUUCUCAUGUGGAGAGAGGCUCAUCGGCAUGAUUCAGAAGCCUUUGGACGGAAACCCUUACAAAGCGAUCAGCAUGGUAGCCCACCCGAAAGAGAUUCCUGCUACAGCCUUGGAGCGCCUGAAAACGAAACCAAGUAAAGAGUUUUUUUUUACUUGUGGAGGAACGGACUUCACAAUAUGCCAGUGGAAACUGAACCCUUCAGUCGUCAUGGCCAACGUGCAGAGAGGCGGAGACGGAACCCAGCCUUUCAAUCAAUUGAUUCCUGGAGGCGUGGAGGGAGAGUUUUACCGAAGCAUGAAAGACUACUUCUACUACUGUCAGAUUCGAUCUGAAGGCGAACGCACCACCAAGAGCCGCAAGCUCGACGGCACAGUGCCGCUGACGGAACUGGCUAAUUUGCUGUGCGCCGUCGGGGAGUGCCCGUCUCAUAUGGACAUCCAGAACCUCGUUACUGAGUGUGAAAGCAUCCCAGUCGAGAACCGACCAGCGUCUGCGGUGGACAUCCAACGAACAACUGGAGAAACAGCACGGAAAGUUUCUUUUGAGCAAUUUCUCCAGCUUUAUGUCAACCAUCGUGCCGUGAUCAGCGCCGGAUAUGAAGAGGUUGUCAGUGCUCUUCGUGUCCUUAAAAAGAAGAACCACAACACUCCCUUAACUCCCGAGUUCCUCUUUCAGACUCUUUCCAAGAACCGCCAUAUCAAGGGCCUUGGAUUGAACGAAGAUGGGUCUGCCAAAGAAAUCUUCAUGGGCAUGGUUGGACAGGAGAAAGCGAGAGAGGCAGCCGGCUACGUGGUCGAGCUGAUCAGGUGCAAGCGCAUGGCAGGCAAGGCGCUCCUGUUAGCUGGUCCACCUGGAACAGGCAAGACUGCUAUUGCUAUGGCCAUCGCGCAAGAGCUCGGGCCCAAGGUUCCCUUCUGUCCGAUGGUUGCCUCUGAAGUUUACUCUACUGAGGUGAAGAAAACGGAGAUCCUCAUGGAAAAUUUUAGACGCGCUAUCGGCAUUAAGAUCAAGGAGAUGAAGGAGGUAUACGAGGGUCAGGUUAUGGAAAUGGAUGUGACUCUCCACGACCUCGAUGCAGCGAACGCCCGACCGCAAGGAGGAAACGAUUUUGCUUCUCUUCUUGGCCAGCUGGCCAAGCCGCGCAAAACAGAGAUCACAGAGAAACUGAGAAUGGAAAUAAACAAGGUCGUGAAUCGCUACAUCGACCAAGGCGUUGCCGAGCUGGUACCUGGAGUUCUCUUCAUCGACGAGGUCCACAUGCUAGAUAUCGAGUGCUUCACGUAUUUGAAUCGGGCGCUCGAAUCGUCUCUCACCCCGAUUGUCGUCUUCGCCACAAAUCGUGGAAUAUGCACGAUCCGAGGAACUGAGAUUCUCUCGGCCCACGGCAUUCCGGUCGACCUUCUAGAUCGCAUGCUCAUUGCCAGGACGCUGCCUUACAACUUAGACGAAAUUAAACAUGUCAUCCGAAUUCGCGCAAAGAUCGAGAAUCUCGUCAUGGAAGAAGAUGCGAUUACUCUGUUAGGAGAGAUUGGCGAGCGCACUUCCCUGCGCUACGCUGUCCACCUUCUCACGCCCGCAUCAAUUCUCGCAGAGACUGAAGCGGAUGAACAGGCACCAGUUAUUACUCUUGACCAUAUUCAUCGGGUGGAUUCCCUUUUCCAGGAUGCUCGGUCUUCUGCGCGCCGUCUUGCACAGGAAGCAGACUUUUUCGUGCAGUGA